Fusarium mangiferae is the source of this 1008-nucleotide messenger RNA. RefSeq names its product putative ATP phosphoribosyltransferase. Gene Ontology annotation, cellular component: cytoplasm. The coding region runs from base 1 to 1008 and encodes 335 amino acids. The record is from RefSeq and is a predicted model, not a curated record. The transcript is spliced from 4 exons. Gene Ontology annotation, biological process: L-histidine biosynthetic process. Gene Ontology annotation, molecular function: magnesium ion binding; ATP phosphoribosyltransferase activity. Lineage: Eukaryota; Fungi; Ascomycota; Sordariomycetes; Hypocreales; Nectriaceae.
AUGGAUCUCGUCAACAGGUUGGUCCGCCCCGAUGCUACCUUCGCACCUCUCGAAGGCCGUCUUCUUUUUGCUGUGCCCAAGAAGGGCCGCCUCAAUGCUGCCACACUGAACCUCCUCGAGGGCGCCGACGUCCAAUUCCGUCGUGAGAACCGUCUCGAUAUCGCUCUUGUCAAGAAUCUCCCUAUUGCCCUGAUUUUCCUCCCCGCCGCCGACAUUCCCACCUUCGUUGGCGAGGGUCGUUGCGACCUCGGUAUCACCGGAUGGGACCAAGUCCAGGAGCAUGAUGCCUCAGUCCGUGCCUAUAAUCACUUGCGACGCAGCUCUGUUGAUCUGUCGUCAUCCGACGAUAAGGUUGCUGGCUCUGAUAUGGUUAUGGAAUUGGGCUUCGGCAGCUGCAAGCUUCAGGUCCAGGUCCCCGAGAAGGGCCAGUACAAGACCCCCGAGGAUCUCAUUGGAAAGACGAUUGGGACGAGCUUCGUCAACCUGGCUGCCGACUAUUUCCUGAAGCUUGAGCAGGGCGAGAAUGUACAGGGCGAGCUUUCGCCUCGCAAGAUGCGCACCAAGAUUGUUGAGUUGAGUGGAAGUGUCGAGGCAGCAUGUGCUCUUGGCGUUGCUGAGGGCAUUGUCGACCUUGUUGAAUCUGGAGAGACCAUGCGAGCUGCUGGGCUCAAGGCCAUUGACACUGUUGUCGACUCUACCGCCGUGCUCAUCAAGUCAAAGUCGCCAUCCAACCCCGAACUUAUCGACCUCAUCACCUCGCGUAUCCGUGGUGUUAUCACCGCCAAGAGCUACGUCCUGUGCCAAUAUAAUGUCGAGCGAAGCCGUCUGGCUGAGGCAACCAAGGUUACUCCUGGGAAGCGCUCAGCGACAGUUACUACCCUGGACGAGGAGGGCUGGGUUGCAGUCAGCUCCAUGGUCGAGAAGAAGAAGAUUGCUCUGGUUAUGGACGAGUUGACCCGAAUUGGUGCUCAGGACAUCCUUGUCCUCGACAUUCACAAUGCGCGCUGA